AUGGGGGUACAGCUCUCCUACAACAUCGUGCGGCACACGCCCUUGACGACCUACGCCGAAGUUGCCAUACUCUUCCCACAGAUGCUCAUCCUAACUGUCGUGGUCGCCUGGGCGGAUGCGAAGCUGGGCCCCAGGGUCUGGAUCGCGUGCGCUUGCCUCUGCACCGGGGUGGUGUUGAUGUCGACUGGGCUGGUUUCCGCCACCGUUACCGCCGCGGCCUAUGCAGCCGUUGCGCUGUUUGGGAUCGUGGCCGUACUCCCUCAGGUUGUCAUCAACUACAAGAACAAGUCCACUGGUCAGCUCUCUUUCCUGGUGACCGGAAUGACUUUUGGAGGGACCCAGCAGCGAC
Messenger RNA from Symbiodinium necroappetens, 349 nucleotides. The record is from the annotation of a GenBank genome assembly. Lineage: Eukaryota; Dinophyceae; Suessiales; Symbiodiniaceae.